Messenger RNA from Chilo suppressalis (striped riceborer), 2535 nucleotides. Lineage: Eukaryota; Metazoa; Arthropoda; Insecta; Lepidoptera; Crambidae. The record is from the annotation of a GenBank genome assembly.
GUCUAUUCGCGUUGAAUUUUUCGUUUGUUACUUGUUUAUUUUGUUUUAAAACAUUUAUGUACGCUUUGCUAAAUAUAAAAAAUGGAAUCCUCAUCUAAAAGUGAUAUUUCUACAUUUUACGGUCAAUGUAGAUGUUGCUUAGAAUAUGGUUAUAUGAAGAAUUUGUGGACUGAACAUAAUUCUGAAGGCAUACGCGAAGUGUUUGGAGAAAUGUUGUUGGAAACAUUUUCUAUUAACUGGGAGACAGUGGAUGAAUUGAAGGACUAUAUUUGUGAAUCGUGUGUGAUCCGCCUCAGGGAUGCUUAUGAAUUCAAAAAGGAGGUGCUCUCAUCCCAGCAGCUUAUAAGUGAGGGUUCGUACGACUUUGAACAAGACUCCGAUUAUAAAGUUGAAAUGUUGGAAGAGUCAGACGAAUUAGAAAAUGCAGACGAGUCGGAAGAAGUCUCUAUGGAGGAAGAGCAAAACGACAUAGAGGUGAAAACUGAUUUGAACGACACUGAAUACUUUGAAGUGGAGUACUUAGAGGAUGAUGAGACUGUGGAAGUUAAAGAUGAAACUUUAAUACAAACUGAUACCAAAUCCAACACAGAAACUGACAAACCCAAAACCAAAUGGCCGCGGAAGAAGAAACCCAAUGAAAUCAUAAAACAGUACAAGGACUAUUCGGAAGAGGAUAUGAGACAGUGUUUGGAGUUAGUGAGGAGUAACAAGAUGAGCAUAUCAGAUGCGAGUAAGCUCUAUGGUAUACCAAGGAAGACUGUGGCCGGCAAAAUUAGCUAUGUCCAGAAAAAGAAAUUGGAUGCGUCGUGGAUAGAGGAAGAUAUGCUGAAGAGAAGGCAUUUGAUCCCAGAAGUGAAGAAACACAGGCACAACAUCCGUGUAGUGUUGGAAAACUCGAACGCUACGCCGUUCAGAAGUCAGGCUGGCACGGAGUUCACGUGCAAUUAUUGCGCAAAGGCGUACAGCCAACCGCACGACUUGAAAAGGCAUACUUUAUUGCGGCACAGGGAUGUCACCAAAGUGUCGGAAGUGAAAGUCGCCACCGGAUAUAGCAUCAAAAUGGACGUGACCAAUCUCAAAUGCCGGCUGUGUAGAGAGAAGUUUGAUUUACUCGAAGAUCUGAUGAGCCACUUGUCACAGAAACACGACUUCUUAAUUCACAAAGACGUGACCACGCAAAUGGUUCCGUUCAAAUUUGACGGCGACAAACUGAAGUGUGCCGUGUGCUCUAUGACCUUUAACUUCUUCAAAUCGUUAGCGGAGCAUAUGAGCUUGCAUUACAGCAACUUUGAAUGCGAAUUGUGCGGUGCUGUGUUCAUUACCAAGCAAAGGUACAAAGUGCACGAAGCCAGACAGCAUUCUAACAAAGGCAGAGUUUACUAUUGCAGUUUCUGCCCUAAAAGUUUCGCUAACCAAAUGAAAACGCGCGACCACGAAAGAGUGAUACACAUCAACGAGAAUAGGACUAAAAAGUGCGGUUAUUGCAAGGAAAAGUUUAGGACUGUUGAGGAGAAAUUGAACCACGAGCGCUCCGUACACGGUGGCACUUGUAGAUUGUUCAAGUGUUGCGACUGCGGUCAAUAUUUUGAAACCCAUGUGGCUUUAAACGCUCACGCCAAGAAGUUGCAUAUGAAAACGGCCAAAUACUUUUGCGCCUACUGCCGUAGGGACAGCUUCGAUGACCCCGAUGACUUGAGGAACCAUUCCAGAACGCACAAAGACGUUUGGCUCAAAAGAGUGGACCAUAUUAUCAGACCCCAUUUCCAGAACGAGAUCCUGCGUUUUGACAUUGAAGCGCUGCAUUGCGUUGCAUGCGACACGCCUAUAAAAACUUGGAACGACAUGUUCCAGCACUUAAGGGAGCACGGCGUCGAAUUAGACCAAGUUUACACGCGAGUCGUACCUUACAGACUGCGGCAAGAUUCCAUGCAUUGCGCAUUGUGCGACGAGAGAUUUUUGAAUUUCGGCUUCCUCGACAGCCAUAUGAACUCACACUAUUGCAACUACAUGUGUUCGGAGUGCGGCGAUACUUUUGUGGCUGAAACUCGUUUGAAACAUCACCUCGAGAUCCACAACAAAGGCAGACAUCCUUGUCCGGAGUGCGGGAAAGUGUUCCCAUUAGAAAAGUAUAUGAAGAAGCACUACGCUAUGGUCCACAAGAAGAACAAAGCUUUCAAGUGCAUGUACUGCGACCAGAGAUUUCACGGGGAGUACGAGAGGCAUAGUCACGUGCUCGAGGUGCACAGGGAAAGGGUCAGAAUUUCUACGUGCGAAUUGUGCGGGAAAACUUUCGAUUGGAGGCCUUAUUACAUGGCGCAUUUGAGGAAAGUUCACAGUAAAGAGAAGAAGAACAAGUGCCGGUAUUGUGGGAAGGCUUUUGUGACCAAACACGAGGUGAAAAUGCAUGAACAGAGGCACACGGGGAGCGGCAAGCACGUCUGUAAGGAGUGCGGCAAGAAUUACGUGACCAACAUGGAAUUGAGGCUUCAUUUGAAGAAGCAUGCGAAAGAAAGCGCAUUAAUGAGGCGUUCGUGA